AUGUCUGUCCCUGUUGCUUUCAACGAUAUCGGCAAGCCUGCCAAGGAUCUUUUGUCCAAGGAUUAUCCCUUUGGCAGCGUCAAGGUUGAGGUCAAGACCACUGCUCCCAAUGGUGUGACUUUCAAGAUCAAUGGUCAACGUGACAACAAGAGCGGCAUCAUUGUUGGUGAUCUCGAGACCAAGUACUCUGAUAAGGUCAAGGGCAUCGCUUUCACCGAAGCCUGGACUACUUCCAACCAUCUCAACGGCAAGAUUGAGCUCGAGAACAACCUCGCCAAGGGUCUUAAGCUCGAGUUGUUGACCUCCCUUCUUCCUUCUGUCAACGAAAAGGGUGCCAAGAUCAAUGCCACUUACAAGCAACCCAAUGUCCACACCGUUGCUACUUUGGAUGUCUUCAAGACCUUCUUCAGCGUCAACUCUGUUGUUGGUCGUGAUGGUUUCCUUGCCGGUGGUGAAGUUGCCUACGAUGUUUUGAACGGCAAGAUCAGCCGUUACAAUGCUGCUGUUGGUUAUUCCGCUGCUGAGUACGCUGUUGCUGUUCACGCUACCAACAACUUGGGCAACUUUGCUGCUUCUUACUACCACAAGGUUAAGAGUGACAUUGAAGUUUCCGGAAAGGCUUCUUGGGAUGCUAAGGCUAACGGCCCCGUUGCUCUUGAAGUUGGUGCCAAGCGCACUCUCGACAAGACCACCUUCGUCAAGGGUAAGAUCUCCAACUCUGGUGUUGUUGGUGUUGCCUACACCCAAGCUCUUCGUCCCGGUGUCAAGGUCAACGUUGGUGCUUCCAUCGACACUUCCCGUCUCAAUGAGAACGCCCACAAGCUUGGUCUCUCCCUCACUCUCGAAAACUAG
Lichtheimia ornata is the source of this 852-nucleotide messenger RNA. RefSeq lists its product as uncharacterized. Gene Ontology annotation, biological process: monoatomic anion transmembrane transport. Gene Ontology annotation, molecular function: voltage-gated monoatomic anion channel activity. The transcript is spliced from 6 exons. NCBI's taxonomy places the organism in Eukaryota, Fungi, Mucoromycota, Mucoromycetes, Mucorales, Lichtheimiaceae. The coding region runs from base 1 to 852 and encodes 283 amino acids. Gene Ontology annotation, cellular component: mitochondrial outer membrane. The record is from RefSeq and is a predicted model, not a curated record.